GGUCCAAAAUUACCUCUCUAGCUCUGUGGGCUGGGUCUCCUCCCUGUCUGGCUCUGGCCAAGUAGCUUGGUUCACUGUUCUUUGCUGCCUCCUUAGGCCAGUGGGAAGUCACAGGGCAGGUGCACAUUGGGUUGAGGCCAUCCUAGAGCAGGUGAGACAAGUGUCUGCUUUGUGGGAGGGUGGGUCCUGGGAAGGUCCCAUCCUGGGCCGCCUUAGAGGUGGCUGAGAUGUUGGAAGUCAAGGCGGACCGAGGACCUGACUUGAUGGGCAAAGGGAGGAGCCACAGGCAGGGAACGAGUUGGAGCGGUGCCAGCGGCAGGCGGAUGAGGUGACAGAAAUCAUGCUCAACAACUUCGACAAGGUCCUGGAGCGUGACGGGAAGCUGGCGGAGCUGGAGCAGCGUUCAGACCAACUCCUGGACAUGAGCUCGGCCUUCAGCAAGACAACCAAGACUCUGGCCCAGAAGAAGCGCUGGGAGAACGUCCGCUGCCGGAUCUACUUGGGGCUGGCCGUGGGCGGUGGCCUGCUCAUCCUCCUGAUCGUGUUGCUGGUCGUCUUUCUCCCACAGAGCAGCACGGGCAGCAGUGCCCCACAGGCCCAGGGCGCAGGUGCUGCCUCGGGGCCUGGGGAAUGACCCAGCUGGGCCUGGAAGAGGCCGAAGAGCCGCACCGGCCGGUUCUGGUCUUCAGAGAACCCUAGAGUUUGUUCCCAUCUGAGCCACCCCAGUGGGCGUGGAAGGGCAGCCCCGACGUGUGCACCUUUGUUAUUUCCUAUCACACCAGAGACUGGUCCUUGAGGGCAACCUGCUGCACUGGCCAUGCCAGGCCAGCCCCACCUGGAGCUUAGUAAAAGCUGCUGUUUG
This is a messenger RNA of Hippopotamus amphibius kiboko, 862 nucleotides long. RefSeq names its product vesicle associated membrane protein 5 (gene VAMP5). NCBI's taxonomy places the organism in Eukaryota, Metazoa, Chordata, Mammalia, Artiodactyla, Hippopotamidae. The transcript has 3 exons. Bases 341 to 634 code for a protein of 97 amino acids. The record is from RefSeq and is a predicted model, not a curated record. Gene Ontology annotation, biological process: Golgi to plasma membrane protein transport. Gene Ontology annotation, cellular component: plasma membrane.